AUGAACUCUCUUCUAUGGAUGCCUGUAGAAGCAGUGGAGCUAGAGACUCAAAGGGGAACACAGAGCACCCCGGGGACCAGAGCCACGCCAGAGACCAACCCGCACGACAGAGGAGACAGAGCAUCUGAAUCAGAUGAGUAUGAUGCAACCACACAGACACCAAUCCAUGACGUGCUAAACUCUGAGCCAGCACUCUCAGCUGAGCUCAAACACAUAAACAUUCCGUACCAAGUGGUGUAUGGACGAACACGGGGUAAAAGAGCUAUACACAAAAUGUGGCGGUGGCGUGCUAGCAUGGACAUACCCGAUAGCAUGCAAAACAGAAGCAAAACAUACGGGGUAAUGGUCGUGUCACGAGAGUAUGUGCGAACCCAAUUGUGUGGAGUGAGGAAAGGCAGUGAGGAACAAGCAUGGGGGCAGGACGCCUGUCAAAUCACUCUGAAGGUGAAAGGGAAACUUGAGAUUAUCGUCAGGUUAGCAACUCAUUUCAGUCCAGGUAAGACUUAUUAUGCUGUCGUGCGCCUGCGUGGGAAUGGUGAGAGCAAAGAGGUCCAAGCAUCACUGACACUAGACAGAGAGGAAACACCCGAUCCAGGAGUUUUACAUGCAGCACCACUUAAAAGCGAAAUGAUUAAUGGGAAAAUAAGACUACACAUUCCGCCACAGACAGUAUCAAACAGUCUAUAUAGGCGAGAUGUGCGGGUGCUGGAAGUUGAGGAAGUUGAGACCGAAAUGACAACAAAUGUACUUUGCGGUUGGACCCAUCAGUAUAGUGACAAUGUGACGGUGUGGGGUGGAGCUGAGUGUGGGUUAACAGUAUUCGAAGAGGCAGGCCAAUGGUUAGCUGAGCUCGAUGAAAACAAGUUUAAUCCAAACGAAACCUACAUCCUCGAACUUACGAGUACAGCUAGUGGGGGAAGAGCAGCAAAACGUGCACAUCCGUGGCGAGUUCCUAUCAGGGGGCAGGUAGAAAGGGUUGAGCCGACCACCACAACGGCAGGUCAGGAAGUGUCUACCACCCUAGAACCGACAAAAGUUCCCCAUUCGACUACACCAACACUGACCGAAGGUUCCCAUUCAACGACUCCGGCUCCGGUAGAGAAUCGCCAUUCAAAUACAGUAAUUCCAACAGAAGUUCGCCGCUCGGCCGCGCGAAAAUCCGAGAACUGUAAAUUCAGUCGCACCAACUCCGGUAGGAAAUCACAACCCAGUCAUAGUAACUACAACAGAGGCUAA
This is a messenger RNA of Xyrichtys novacula (pearly razorfish), 1236 nucleotides long. The record is from the annotation of a GenBank genome assembly. Lineage: Eukaryota; Metazoa; Chordata; Actinopteri; Labriformes; Labridae.